AGCGUAGUGUUGUCUCAGUUGGAUAUUUCCACCGGUGCCAUGCCGUACCUCGAUGUCGCUGUGGCUCUACUAGCCGCCUUCAUCGCGUUCACCUUGUGGACCAACCGAAGAUGGAACUACUGGAAGAAACAGAACGUCAAGUACUUGACGCCGAUCCCUUUCCUGGGGAACGUGGCUGAUGUGAUCUUCCAGAGGGACACCUUCGGCGCCGUGACGCAGAGGAUCUGCCAGCAGUUCCCCGAUGAAGCCGUGGUCGGCAUGUUCUACUGCAGCAACCCUGCAGCCCUCGUACAGUGCCCCGAUAUGCUCAAGACAGUCAUGGUCAAGGACUACGCCUACUGCUCCAGCAAGGAGGUCUCCGUCCACAGCCACAAGGAACCCAUGACUAAAAACAUGUUCUUCACCUUCGGAGACAAAUGGAAGCUCAUCCGGCAGAACCUCACGCCGGUCUACACGUCCGCCAAAAUGAAGAACAUGUUUCCUCUGGUACAGGAUUGCUGCAGAAUAUUCCAGAAGGUUCUCGAUGAUGAGAUUGGAAAGGGCAGGGUGGUGGAAGUGAAGUCUUUGAUAGCUCGGUAUACUAUGGACUGUAUAACUUCGUGUGCGUUCGGCGUCGACUCUGGCACGAUGUCGAAGGGCGAGGAAGGGAACCCUUUCACUGAAACAGGGCACCUUUUAUUUGAUGAAAGACCAAUUGCAGGUGUGAAGAAUGUCCUCAGAUACGGCUACCCUUCCUUCUUCUACAGCGUGGGAUUAGAGCUCUAUUCUAGCAAAAUUUACCGCUUCUUCCGAUCUGUUAUUCUUGACGUUAUAAACAGUCGUAACGGCGCUAAAUCUUCGAGAAACGACAUGGUGGAUCUUAUUUCCGAUUGGAAGAAGAACAAAUACAUAACGGGCGACAGUAUUGACAAUGGCAUAGACGGUGGAAACAAGAAGGUGCGUAUCGAGGUCGACGACGAACUUUUGGUGAGCCAAUGUGUGCUGUUCUUCCAAGCUGGCUUCCAGCCAAGUGCGCUGACAUCGGCGUACCUGUUGUACGAGUUGGCAAAGAACCAGGACAUCCAAGAGCGGGUGUUGGCUGAAGUGGACGAGUACUGGAGCACUCGGGACGAGGUGCAGACCGACUGCGUGACCGCCCUGCCCUUCCUCGCCCAGUGCAUGGAGGAAUCCCUCCGCAUGUAUCCUCCAGUCUCUGUUCUCAUGAGAGAGAUUUACAAAGACUAUACGCUCCCGAAUGGUGUGCAUCUAAAGAAGGGCAUGAUGAUACAUAUUCCUGUUUAUCAUUUGCAUCACAACCCAAAGUAUUUCCCGGAGCCCGAAGUGUUUCGUCCGGAGCGAUUUUCUGAGGAAGGGAGGAAAAGUAUUGUUCCGUAUACUUACUUACCAUUUGGAGAAGGACCGAGGAUGUGUAUAGGCUACCGUUUUGCAAGGCUAGAGAUCUUCUCCAGCCUGGCAGUUCUGUUGAGGAGGUACCGGGUGGAGCUGGCCCCCCACAUGCCGAGGAAGCUGCAGUUCUUGACCACGUCCCGGGUGCUCACCAGCAUCCACGGGAUACAUCUGCGCCUGCUGGACCGAGUCAACUAGACAUAAGUUGCCGAUACAGUAAAAUAAACUUAAAAGUAAUGCUGAAUAAAUUGUAUAGUCUGUAUAUAGUGCCUUUUCAGAAUUCUUUGACAUUACCUAAUUAUCAUGUCUGGUGUGUUUUUAAUCAUUUAUAGCUGAAAGAUUAAAUGCAACCAGUUGUGUAUUUUCGGGGUUAUCCCGAAUAAACGUUAGCCCUGUCUCAACAGCUCAACUCUGUUCAAGUAGCUCUGACCAAAAUUUCAUGAAAAGCGUUUCGUGUAAAAGCGUACACAAGUACUUGCUUUUGCGGUAAAAAUAUUAAAUCGUUACAUCAUAUUUUCCACUAUCACUCUCCAGUCUCAACUAGGCGUGCAAAAGCAAUAAACUGUGUUAUGAUAAAGUGUACCGAACAAAUGAAUAAUUGCGAGCCUUAUCACCAACAGUCAUCUUUUACAGACACAAUCUCUAAAUAAUUCCGUGGACGAUACAAUUUACACAGAAAUCCUCAGUAAUGUGUUCCCAAAGAUUGUUCGAGCAUUUUAUGACUGUAUCCGUCCGGAGCGCAGAGUAUGUUGUAGUUACAGAGAGAACUAGCACAUUAGGAUAUUAUUUGAUUUUGAAAGAAAGAAAGAAAAACAUUUAUUCUGUGUAUUGUACAUACACACACACACAAUGAGCUAAGAUCAACUUCAGCGUCAUCGUCAGUGUCGCAGCGACAGUAAAGCUGUUUUAACAGCAUGCGGAUUUGAUCACGCACGCGGGAUGGCAUUCCAUUUUUUCGCGUCUCGCGUGCCUAUUCCACGCUUUACAAUAAAUACUUGUAUGAACGCGUGCGGGGUAAUCUCGCGUGCGUAAUCAAAUCCGCAUACUGUUAAAAACAGCCUAAGGUCACGCCGACAGUUGAUACGUCAGUCGGGAUUGCUCCUUCCGUUCACCCCAUGGUAUAAUAAUAAAUGUAUACGUGCACUCUUAAAUAAAUGUUAACGACACGGCACUCUGUCUCACUGUUUCUUGAUUACACUAUAUUCGCGCUGGCAGUCUGCGACCGAAUCUCGAUUUCACGAGGCAGUCAUCUUUGACCGCCGUUUUAACAGAUUCAUAACGCUUACACUGUAAAUACGGGAAUAUGACACAAAAUAAGCACGAAAUACACUCACAAGCAAUAAAAAAGUUACACUUACAAAAUGUCGACAUAACCUCCAUUUAAAAAAACACUUAAUCUAGAAUUUGAUCUGAAGAAUUUAUCAUAAUAUAUUUUGAAAAUAUAUAGGUUUUGAGUUGGUGAUAUUCCGCUGUUAAAUGUUCUUCAAUAUUGCAGACGGCAGCUUCAUUAAGCUAUUCUUUCCGUUUAGGAAUUAUUUGGUGCUAUUGACAAAUGGUGCUUUAAGUGUUCAGGACGAAUUCGUUAUACAUUGCCUGCCAACGAUACCGGUUAUACUCGAAGCCCAUACCUGGAGCGUGGAUGUACGAGUAUCACGGAGUAACUGUCGCUUUGGAUGUAUUCAGGCAAAGAUAUAUAAAAAAUACGCAAUGAAACAAGCAAAAAGUAUACAUUUCUGUGUAAUUGUGAACAUUACGAGUAAUUCUUCUGCUAUUUAUUGCGAAUACAAACGGAUUCCGUUUAUAUUUUAUUGUUGUGUUUACUGUGUGACCCUAAAAUGAAUAAACAAAGGCUGUUCGCUAUA
Molecule: messenger RNA, 3248 nt
Organism: Plutella xylostella (diamondback moth)
Lineage: Eukaryota; Metazoa; Arthropoda; Insecta; Lepidoptera; Plutellidae
Product: cytochrome P450 6B7
Molecular function (GO): monooxygenase activity; heme binding; oxidoreductase activity, acting on paired donors, with incorporation or reduction of molecular oxygen
Source: RefSeq, a predicted model, not a curated record